AAACUAACCUAAAAUCUUUUCAUUAUAAAUAAAAAUUAUAGAUUUAUAAUUGACAUUCUCUAGAGAUUGUGAUAAUAAACUUUUCUGUAUGUCUUCAAUUUUGUGAAAAAGAAAAGAAGUUAAGUUUUGUUCAAAGUACAGAUCAGUGACAUUUUAACAUUGUUUAAAAUAUCAAGUUAGUAAUGUAUCAAAAUAAUCCUAGAUUUAGACAUUGGUCACCUCAGUUUAGACCACGGGGACAGUUUUUACGACGUAAUUAUACAACAAAUCACUAUAGAUAUUCAGGGCCACAAGCACAAAAUAACUAUGAAUUCUGGUGUGAAACUUGUGACAAAGGAUUUCACACAUUACAAAUUUUAGAGAAUCAUAAAUUACAACAUCAAAAAUGUAACAUAGAUGGUUGUCAAUUUGUGGCCCAUCCUAAAAUCAUAACAAAGCACAUCCAAAUGCAACACUCUACAGGGUUAUAUAAAAAAAUUGCAAAGUUAAACAAUCCAGAGGAAAUCCGAAAAUGGAGAGAAGAAAGGAAACUAAAGUAUCCAACAAAGAAAAACAUAGAAAAGAAAGCAGCAGAAGUAAAAGAAAAGGUAGAAAGAGGUGAAAAAAUGGGAAUGAAUAAUCAGAAGUUCAAUAAACACAUCAGACCAGAAUUACAUUCAAGAAAACAACAUAACUUCAGUAGGGAUAAAUUUCAAGGCAGACAUAAAAACUACAAGUUUAAAAGUGAAAGUCCCUCAAUCCACAAGAAACCUCAGAAAAAGGUUUGUAAGGUAAUACCUCAACCAAAUGUUACACAAACACUUAAUCCUUUUGCUGGAAUACAAAACAUUAUUAUUGAUGACAAUCAAGAUGAAGAAAUUGAUGAAUCACUUCAAAAUUCUUUAAUUGAAGAUGAUGAUAUUUACCCUGAAGAGGGAACAAAUAAUGUGAAUGAUAAAUUACAAAUAGAACCUACUGUAUGUGGAGCUUUAUCAAGUCUAAUGAAUGAAUAUGGGUCUUCAGAUGAAGGUACUGUUGUAAAUAACACCAGCAAUAGUUCUUCAAAGCAGGCCCAGUUGACUAAGAAAGAAAUAAAAAAACAAACUGUAGACAAGAAACUCCCUAUGGCUGUAGAUGUAAAUAAAAGUGAUGAUGACAGUGGACCUGAGGAAGCAAUUAUUACUAAAUCCACAACUGAUGUUGAGCAAAAUGGUGGCAAAAAUUUGAGACCGAAAUUUGAAAAAAGGCCCAGAAGUCCACCAAUUGCGAGAAAUUUUAAAAAACCAAAAUAUCAGCUGCCUUCCACUUUGCUUGUUAAACUGUUAAGUAGAGAAAUAGAACAAGAACGCAACAUAAUACUUCAAUGUGUGCGACAUAUUGUAAAAAAUAAGUAUUUUGACGAUACCUCUACCAAAGAUUGAAUUGUAAAUUUAUUUGUAAUUUUUGUAAAACAACUUAGAUCUGGUCACAAUCAAAAUGUUGACACUAA
This is a messenger RNA of Papilio polytes (common Mormon), 1468 nucleotides long. It is a transcript of the gene Nufip, whose product is annotated as nuclear fragile X mental retardation-interacting protein 1. The transcript has 3 exons. Gene Ontology annotation, molecular function: RNA binding. Gene Ontology annotation, cellular component: nucleus. Gene Ontology annotation, biological process: box C/D snoRNP assembly. The record is from RefSeq and is a predicted model, not a curated record. Bases 183 to 1400 code for a protein of 405 amino acids. NCBI's taxonomy places the organism in Eukaryota, Metazoa, Arthropoda, Insecta, Lepidoptera, Papilionidae.